This is a messenger RNA of Clarias gariepinus (North African catfish), 2040 nucleotides long. It is a transcript of the gene nudt9, whose product is annotated as nudix (nucleoside diphosphate linked moiety X)-type motif 9. The record is from RefSeq and is a predicted model, not a curated record. NCBI's taxonomy places the organism in Eukaryota, Metazoa, Chordata, Actinopteri, Siluriformes, Clariidae. Gene Ontology annotation, molecular function: ADP-ribose diphosphatase activity. The transcript has 8 exons. Bases 77 to 1066 code for a protein of 329 amino acids.
UGCUGCAGAUGGAAGGAGGAGGAGUCAUUUCCACGGUCGCUAGCGUUUACUUCCUGGAUACUGCAGGCGUUUUGUGAUGAAACUUGUAUUUGGAAAUUGGACAAGUUCGGUGCAUAUUGCUUUUACACUAGUGACGCUACCGUUCACCGUUCGUGCAAGUGGAUUCUGUAAAUCCAUCAACACCGGACUAUCAAGUGUCUGCACUUUAAGUUCUGUCUCCAUGUCGUCUGCAACACAUAUCAAAGCUCGUUGCAAAUUGUACCCCGGUUCAAACACACAGCGCUUCCCUGUUCCAGAUGAUAAAGUAAGUUGGGAGACUCCCUGGCCCGAAUACAGUCCUGUGAACUAUACCGCACCGUCUGUGCUAAAUAAACCUGCCUGGGCAGAUCCAGACAUCGGUUCUUUUUCUCCAAGGUUUAACGCUCUUGACGGGUCUGUGGAUAGGAGGAGCUAUGAAGGAGAUUACAUCAUCCAGGAUGGUCAUCCGCUUAACCCUCAAGGAAGAACUGGGCUGAAUGGACAGGGACUGCUUGGUAGGUGGGGUCCGAACCAUGCUGCAGAUCCCAUAGUUACCAGGUGGAAGCGGGACUCUACAGGCAAGCCUGUAUCUCAUGCCGUCUCAAAACGAACUGUCUUGCAGUUUGUGUCCAUUAAGAGGAAAGAUUGUGGAGAAUGGGCCAUCCCGGGGGGUAUGGUUGACCCAGGAGAGCGGGUGUCUCAGACUCUGCAGCGAGAAUUCUCAGAGGAAGCAUUGAACUCUCUCCAGGCUCCUCCAGAAGAGCGCAAACAGGUCUAUGAGCGGAUCUCAAAGCUCUUCGGAUCACCUGGGUUUCAGGUGUAUAAAGGUUAUGUUGAUGACCCAAGAAACACAGACAAUUCAUGGAUGGAAACCGUUGCUGUUAACUUUCAUGAUGAAACAGGUGACAGUGUGAGCGAGCUGCCUCUGCAAGCAGGUGACGAUGCAGGACAGGUGACCUGGUGCGACGUCGAUUCCUCUCAGCCCCUGUACGCCAGUCACUCUGAUUUUCUCCAGAGAGUAGCGGAGGAAAGAAAUGCACAUUGGUAAAUGAAGGGAAGUUACAAGUGCCUUCCGAGAUAGCGUUUAAACGCUAUAAUAAUUAUCUUUUUAAAUUGUGCUGUAGAGUAAACAUUUACUGAUUAAAGCGGGCAUGAAGUUUUCGCUUGUAGACUGGCUCUUCAUUGGGCACUGUUGCAUUCUUUUGCACUUUGCAUUGUUAAAAACCCAGUCCGAAACUGCUUUUGUUCAUGAAGUACUUAAACUACUGAAACAAACUUCAGGCAUUUCUAAUUGCGUCCAAAAUGAAUCAUUUCAGACAUGUUCUGAUAGACACAAGUUCUAAUGGUCUUCUCAGAAGUCAGACAUAAGUCUAAUAAACACCCAAAGAAGUUUCAGGCAGAACUCAUUUAAUGUAUGCUUAUUGUGGAAAGGACAGCCAAGGAACAUCUCACUAAUCAUUUGAUAUGCUUAGUAUAUAAUCUUCUAGUUAUUAUAUACUGUAUGUGUGUAUCUUAACACUAAUUAAAAAAUAAGGAGGAAUUAUUUAAGAUGUUUGAAUGAGUUUUUUUCCUUAAGUACAAAUAACCACUCAACAUCGUGUCACUGCUAUAAUAAAUACCCUGGAAGUUUCUCUAUUGUUUAAAAUCACCCUUUUAAGUUUUUUAACUAAUUUAUUCUGUUUUAUUGAAGGUUUUUAAUUCUGGCAAUGACAUGAAUUGUGUUUUAGAGUAAUGAAGGCACUAAAAUGAAUUGUGCUUGGGGUUUCUGGGACCGCUGGGAACUAAAACCUCUUUUCCACUGCAUACCAUGGCUUUGGAGUUUGUUCUUUUUUAAUGUACUGUAAUUAACAUAAUUAAUCAAUUUUGUUUUAUUUGGUAAGGAUAUUACAAACAGAUGUACACCUUACAUUCCUGCAUGUGUAUGGACCUGGGGAAAGAUUAUUAUAAUGAACAACUUGUUCUAACUUGAUAAAUGAUCAACAAUGUAUUUAACACCAAUGAAAAGCAAUGGAACAAAAACAA